AUGUCUCGUUUCCUGUCAAAAGACAAGCUAGAAGGGUUCGAAAAAUAUAAGUAUAACUCCAUAGACACUAGUAUACUGAGUACCUAUGUUAUGCAUCCAUUCUGGAACUGGUGUGUUCAGUUUUGUCCGAUAUGGGUGGCACCCAACCUGCUAACAUUUUCUGGUUUUCUGCUGACGGUCAUUAACUUUCUGUUAUUCUCCUAUUAUGAUUAUGGAUUCCAUGCGCUAUCGAAGGAGAAUGUCACAAACGAUAGCAUUCCCAACUGGGUGUGGGCUGUUACCGCUGUCAAUUUAUUUGUGGCUUACACACUCGACGGUAUUGACGGUAAGCAAGCAAGAAGAACAGGUAGCAGUGGUCCAUUGGGUGAACUCUUUGAUCACGGUCUGGAUUCAUACUCCACCGUGCUCAUACCAACAUGUUUAUACAGCAUAUUUGGAAGAGACGAGCUGACCCCUCUCAGAUUCUACUUCGUAAUUUGGAACAUAUUUCUGAACUUUUAUUUGACACAUUGGGAGAAAUACAACACCGGUGUUAUGUUCCUACCUUGGGGCUACGACUUUACUAUGCUCGGCUCGUGUAUCCUGCUAUUGGUGACGUCACUCAUAGGCCCUUCAGCGUGGCACGUCACACUACCGGGUGGUUUAACGCCAGGCGUGGUGUUCGAGAUCGUGUUAUACUUCUCCGCCAUCAUAACUAGCCAGACGGUCAUAUUGUGGAACAUUUAUAAAUCGUAUCGAGAUGGCACUGGUAAAAUGCGUCCAUUCAUAGAAGCCGUCCGACCUUUGUUCCCGCUGGCCAUCUUCUUUAUUCUGAGCACAGCGUGGGCACUUUUCUCUCCUAAUGACGUAAUCAACAAAGGCCCAAGACUGUUUUACAUCUUGACGGGAACCAUUUUUUCGAAUAUCAACUGUCGCCUGAUCGUGUCUCAAAUGAGUGACACAUGCUGCGAGUCCUUCAAUGAUCUCCUAAUACCGUACGCGGCUACUGUCUUCGCUUGUCUGUACGGUGUCUCAGAGAUUAUGGAAAUGUUGUUGCUAUCGCUACUCACAGCUGUGGUGUCUAUAGCGCACAUCUACUAUGGAACAAGAGUGGUACAAGAAAUGUGCGAACAUUUUAAAAUUUCCUGUUUUAAAAUUAAGUCAAAAUCAAAUUAG
Danaus chrysippus (African queen) is the source of this 1155-nucleotide messenger RNA. The record is from the annotation of a GenBank genome assembly. Lineage: Eukaryota; Metazoa; Arthropoda; Insecta; Lepidoptera; Nymphalidae.